AUGGUAGGUAAUAAUCCUAAAGAAGAUAUUUUAACAAGUUGUAAAGCAACAGCAAUGAUUUAUAAUGAUGCACAAAAGAAAUGGUUACAUUGUGCAUCUAAUGGUCCAGCGAAAGUUCAGUUAUUAUUUUCUCCAGAUACUCAAACAUAUCGUAUAGUUGGUCGACAAAUUCAAGAUCAUGAAGUUGUUCUAAAUCAUUCAAUAAGUAAAGGUAUUAAAUAUAACCAAGCUACACCAACAUUUCAUCAAUGGCGUGAUCAAUCGUGUGUUUAUGGUUUAAAUUUUUCAUCAAAAAUUGAUGCGCAAGAAUUUGGUAGUACAAUGAUGAAAAUUCUUGAAAAUGUCAAUGGUUCACCUAGUAACCCAUCUUCUCAUAUGAUUAUGAAUGGUGGUGCAACACUUCCAUCGUCAUCUACAAUGACAAAUAAUAAU
Messenger RNA from Adineta steineri, 432 nucleotides. The record is from the annotation of a GenBank genome assembly. NCBI's taxonomy places the organism in Eukaryota, Metazoa, Rotifera, Eurotatoria, Adinetida, Adinetidae.